Daphnia pulex (common water flea) is the source of this 1905-nucleotide messenger RNA. Its product is annotated as PDZ and LIM domain protein Zasp-like. Gene Ontology annotation, biological process: actin cytoskeleton organization; muscle structure development. Lineage: Eukaryota; Metazoa; Arthropoda; Branchiopoda; Diplostraca; Daphniidae. The coding region runs from base 58 to 1551 and encodes 497 amino acids. The transcript has 11 exons. Gene Ontology annotation, cellular component: filamentous actin; adherens junction; Z disc. The record is from RefSeq and is a predicted model, not a curated record. Gene Ontology annotation, molecular function: muscle alpha-actinin binding; actin binding.
UCGACUCGAAUUUCGUACGGGCCCACGGAAUGAGACCGACAGUGUAUAUACGUAUAUAUGCAUAUUCCGUCCGUCCGCCCGCCUCAUAGACUACAGAAAACUCGCGUCUGUGUCUCAGUCAUUGAGUCGACGCCGUCCCGACUGGGCGUCUGCUGUAUCCCGAAAACAGGCGAAAAAGAGAUUCGACAGCACAUCAUGGCGCAGGCGUUAACGAUUCAAAUGUCCCGCUCGGGCAACCAACAACCGUGGGGAUUUCGGCUUCAAGGCGGAUUGGAUUUCGCGACUCCGCUUACCGUUUUGAGGGUGAAUAUGGGAAGUUUGUCGGAGAGCGCCGGAUUGAAGGCUGGCGAUGUCAUUUUGAGGGUCAACGAGGUCGACGUGAUGCGUUUACGUCAUCAAGAAGCUCUGGACGCUAUUGCCCAAGCUGGGAAUCAAUUCCAGCUGCAUAUCGGACGGGCUGGAAUAUGGAAGCCGCAAGUGACGCCGUUGGCCGAACCCGUUCAGGCUCCAACUGGCGAAUCUUUGUUGACCAAAACAUCUCUAGCUCUUCAUCACGAAGAAGCUCAAAGGAUCGGAUCCGCUCAUAAUACCAAAGCGGCCCCAUUCACUUCUUCGGUUAAGGAUGAAGCCAAGACGUUGAAUCGUCAACAAUUCAACUCCCCGAUGGGAUUGUACAGCGAGGAAAAGAUUGCCGAAACUUUGACGUCGCAAGCUGAAGUCCUGUCUCAAGGAGUUCUAGGGAUCAAUUUUAAGAAAAACGAAAAGAUCUACGACUCCACCAAUAGCGAAGUCUUGAAAAUGCUUCAAGAAAUGGACAAGGAGCCGCAGGAUGAGCCUGAUGAAGAUCCGGCGGAAGUGACUCACCGUGCUGUUGCGGUUAAUCCGCCGAUUAAGAGCCAAGCUCCCCAGCAGCAGCCGUUUGUCGUUCACCACCCAGUCGUUCAGCAACAACAACAACAACCUAAACAACAGCCGGUUGUCAUUCAUCAUCCCAUCCACCAACAACAACCGCAACAACAACAACAACAACAAUACGUACCGGUUGCAGCACCUGUGACGUCACUGGUUGGUCCAAUGUCCGCCCCGGUGGCCCCAGUGUCACGUCCGGCCGGAGUCCGGUCCGUGACUGCGCCCACGGCGCCGGCCAAUAAAAGUUUCAAGGGUCCUGAACCUCCGCAAGCCACGGCUGAUAAUCCGAGAUGUGCCGAAUGUGAUCGGCUCAUUGUGGGAGUGUUUGUCCGCUUAAAGGAAAAGAAUUUGCACGUCGAAUGUUUCAAAUGUUCAACGUGCGGCACUUCACUCAAAAACGUUGGAUAUUACAAACUCAAUAACAAAUUGUAUUGCGACGUUCACGCCAAAUUGGUGGCUAGUCAUCAACCACCGGCUCCUGAUUUGACCCCCAUCACUGUCAAGCCGGGAGCGCCAAUCCCGAAGAAUGCCCUAACAACUGAAGUGGCAGCCAAACAGCUGGGGGCUUCUCUGAUGUCGAUGGCUUCUGGACCACCUCCAGUAGGCGGCGUUCGCAUCUUCCCGCCACCAUCGUUCAAAUAAUAUUAUUAGAUUUUAUUUAAAAAUGGGAAGAAGAAGAAGAAAAAAAAAGGAAAAAAUUUGAAAAACGCACGUCAAUCUCGGCCAAUCCCGACCCACCUCUACACACCCAACGCAUAACUUGAUAUUGCCUGCGUCCUUUAUAAUUUGUAUAAUAAUAAUAUUAAUAAUAUACUUUUAAAUUUAACCCACUAUUAUUUGACUAAAUUUUAUAUUAUGGCACAAACAAACAAACACACACACAAAACCCAAAGUCAUUUAAAUAUUAAUCCAAUCUUAUCUUGCAUUUGAUUUCUUGUGAUGUUUCACGUCAUUAUGAACUGAUAUGAGGAAUAAAAAGAAAAAUCUCAAAAGUUA